GGGGCAAUUGAGCAUUCAGUAUUACGAAUCAUGCCCGCGACAGUAGAUCUCAGCUCUGAUAUAUUGCAGCCAAUUCCUUUAGAAGAAUGGCCGUUACUUCAAAGUCUCUUAAAAUCCGAUUGGCCUACUUAUGCAAUGUGGUAUUAUUGGAUUCAAAAUGCUAUAAAAUGGAGAAAGCUGAAUCCAGACUUGCCUUUAGAAAUCUACGCUGCUAAUGGAAAGUACAAUGAAGAUGCGACAUUUGUCGGAAUAAUAAGCUAUGCAAUGAGCAGCGUGGUCAUCUUUACGAAAGAGCUUUCUGGAAAGGGAUUGUACGAAGCAUUAGUAAAAACGAAACGAUUCGACUAUAACAAGGGAAUUACAUUUAGUGGUGUUCACGAAUAUAUCCAGCCUGUUCUAUUUUCUGUAUUAGAUACUCUUCGUACUAACGAAGGAAUCGAAAUAAUAUUAGAAGUACCAGGCUCUUUUCGUAUAAAGUCUGCCGAGGAUUGUGCAAAUGUGGAAAUAAAGGUCCCUGAAGAAUGUUACUUGGCAGAACUGGAUACAUCUCAUCUCCCUCUAAUAAACUCUGUUUGGCCACACAGAGACAAGGAAAACCCAGAAAAUUCGAUACAAUUUCUCAAGCCAAUGGUAAUGGUAAAUAAAAGUAUCGGACUGUUUUUAAAAGAAGGUGAUAUUUUGGUUUCUUGGGCUAUGCAUUCCGAAUGGCAUGGUCUAGGGACAGUACAGACCCUAGACAGUUACAAAAGAAGAGGCUAUGCUAAAGUCGUGAUUAAUGCCUUGGCUAAACAACUGGGAAAACAAGGAAUAUCGCCCGUUUUAAAUGUGGUUACUGGCAACUCACCUUCAGAAAAUAUGUUCACCUCUCUCAAUUGGAAACCAGUUAACUCGACGACAUGGGUAUCAAUAAAAAAACGUUCCUAAUUUCAUCUACAAAUAUAUCUAUGGUAACUAAAAUUGUGGACUCAAAUAUCAAGUGCAAGAAUGCAGCCUAGGAAAAAAAAAUGUUUUUUCUCUAUUAUUAUACUUUUUAUAUAAUGAUGCAAUUAUUAAUUGUUUGAUAGUUGAUAGAUCGUUAAAAAUUGCUGAAAUUUUGAUCUGAUGUUAUUUUACUAUUCAUAUAUAUUCCAACCGAUUAAUAUAAUUUGAAUAUUA
Diprion similis is the source of this 1155-nucleotide messenger RNA. RefSeq lists its product as uncharacterized. The transcript has 4 exons. Gene Ontology annotation, molecular function: acyltransferase activity, transferring groups other than amino-acyl groups. The record is from RefSeq and is a predicted model, not a curated record. NCBI's taxonomy places the organism in Eukaryota, Metazoa, Arthropoda, Insecta, Hymenoptera, Diprionidae. The coding region runs from base 31 to 924 and encodes 297 amino acids.